AUGCGACCAAUCAUACGAUUCUCAUCGACGCCACUUUCAAGAGGGAUUUCAACCUCUGCACCUGUUUUAGCAGUCGCAAAACCAAAGAAAGCUGCUGCUGGGGCAAAAGGUGGUAAACAGGGAUUCAAUCAAAAGAAAAAGGAUGCCACGACUGGAGGUAGCUCGAGUAGUGGUGGUGGUCAGGCAACAAUCUCCUUGAAGUUCUCAAUGGCUGGACAACCACCUGACUUAUCUGAUUUCCCAAGAUUGCAACCUGGCAACUAUCGAGUCGAGAACGUAGGAAAAGCAACUACGUUUCCUAAAUCAACAUAUGAAAAAUUGAAAUCUUUCGGUCUAUCGAAGAAAAUGGACAAAGAGCUAUCUGCGAAUGGUGGACCAGCCAGUAUAGUUCGUCAGGCUACUGUGGACUUGGCAAAGAAGCUGGAUAGCGAUAAGAAUAAAUCAAGUAAAGAUGCCAGAUAUGUAUUGGCUGGAGAAAGAGGUAGUGGUAAAACCAUGUUACUACUGCAAUCAGUAAAUUACGCUUUAGAAAGUGGUUGGAUAGUCAUAUUCAAUCCCAAAGCAUCUGAAUGGACGAAUUCCUCUUCUCACUAUAUAUAUGAUCCAUCUACUAAGAUAUUCAAUCAAUGGCAAGCUGCUCAACAACAACUUUCAACUCUCUUAGCAAAUAACCAAAAGAAAUUAGAUUCAAUCAAACUUAAUUCUGAUAUCGAUUUGGCUCAAGGUAGACAAGUGAAUCAAGGAUCAAGUCUGAGCGAAUUAGUUCAGCUGGGUACGAAAGAUGAUCGAGUCGCUGUCAAAGUCCUGGAUGCAGUUAUGGGUGUUUUGGAACAACAAACUCAAUUUCCAGUAGUCUGGGCAAUCGAUGAAGCUCAAACAUUAUUCAAGACAUCACAAUAUCGAACACCAGAAUAUACACCUAUUGAACCAUAUCAUCUUUCCUCACCUAGACUAGCCUUAGAUUUCAUCUCAGGCAGAAGGUCUUUUAGCAAAGGUGUUAUAUUGACAUCAUUAUCGUUAUCUGAUCCUACAAAUUUACCUUCCCCGUCAUUGAUAUCAGCAUUAUCAUUGCCUUCCACUACACCAAUUACACCUUAUACACCUCUCGAUCCAUACCAUCUUUCUCAUGCUGCGGGUCUACAAAAAAUCGACGUUCCGUUCGGUAUGAUAACUAAAGAAGCUUCGGGCAUGUUCGAACUAUAUGCUAGAAAAGGUUUCGCUCCUUCAAGAUCGGAUGAAUUGUUUUUGGAAAGUUUCAGUUCUUCAAAUGGAAAUCCUGAACAACUCAAAAGGGCUCUAGGUAGAGUUAGAGGUGCUUUAACUGCUUAA
This is a messenger RNA of Kwoniella shivajii, 1329 nucleotides long. RefSeq lists its product as uncharacterized. The transcript has 9 exons. Gene Ontology annotation, molecular function: structural constituent of ribosome. The coding region runs from base 1 to 1329 and encodes 442 amino acids. Gene Ontology annotation, biological process: mitochondrial translation. Lineage: Eukaryota; Fungi; Basidiomycota; Tremellomycetes; Tremellales; Cryptococcaceae. The record is from RefSeq and is a predicted model, not a curated record. Gene Ontology annotation, cellular component: mitochondrial small ribosomal subunit.